CGAAAUAAGACAGGACACAAGAGUCUCGCGCAUGUUCCGUGUCCGCCCCCCAUUUGGACCUCUCUCCCAUCGGAGAACGAAGGUACCUGCCGACACCUUUCGCGCUCUUCUCUGUUUGAUCUUUGCCAUAGCGAAGUGUUUGGCGUUUGCUGAUCUUUCGAACAUCCCCUGUCUAGUGUAGUGAGUGUGGCGGCAUCAUAUCUUUCGGUUCUGAAGAGAUUAUCGCCCUCCCUGCGUUCUUUUCUGUUUGCUGCCAUCUUGGCAGAUGCUAAAACUUCGGGCCCGCGAAACCCAAGGCCACUUUGAGGUUAUGCACGCGCCCGCCCUGUUUGAUGAAAUGCCUGAGACAUCUGGGCCGCUGGAAAAGUUUAUAUUCUUCUUUGUAUUCUUUCCUUGAGUGAAUACGAGUUUGCUGAAGUUGGACCACAGAGCAACUAGCCAUGGAUGUUGAUUCAAAGCCUAUGAUGGAGGAGACAAUAUUAGUCGGUGAUGACUUGAUGAUGGGACCUCCUUCACCCCUUAUCCCACCAGAAAUUGCCUCUCACGUGCUUGAAGGUGUUGAAUUGUGUGAUGGCAUUCUGAGAAAUCUGUUUCUAUGCUUGCAAUUAAAUGAUAUUGAGCCAUUUUGCCAAGAUGAGAUUGCUUUGUAUCGAGAAUGCGCAGACAAGAGGGACAAGGAAUUGAGACAAAGGCUUCAAGAUAGUGAGCACAAAUUGGGGUUCUCGAUGCCAAUAGACAUGGCCAAAGAAAGAGCUGAUCAGCUUCAAUCAGAAGUCACAUCUUUAGAGAGGCGUCUAAUUCUUGCUAGUGGAGUCGAAGGCAUGGAAGGAUUUCGCCAGAGAUGGAGUCUGCAUGGUCGCCUUACUGAUACCAAGCGAAGAUUGGAGUCUCUAAAGCAGGGGAUUGAUAAUAGAAAGAAGGACGAGCCUGUUGAAAGAGCACCAUCCAAGAGAUGGUUUUUUUGGUGAAGAUCAAUGAUACGUUUUGCACAGAAUUGCCACUGGAUGGCACUGGAUAUAGCCCUUGCUCCAGUAGCUAGGAGAGACUCUCUUGAAGGCCCCUUUCAAUUUCAAGAUAAAUGGGGUUGUGGACAUUUUGGUGAUAUGCUAGUGAUAUUGUGAGCCAUCUAGUGUCUGUUCUUAAUGAUCUGCUAUUUUAGCAGAUACGGAACCAGACAGACGUGAACCGUAAUGUAGAAGGUGUAGAUGGUUUGAAAUAGAGGACUUGGAUGAAUAUCUUGUGAGCCUACAAGUGACUUUACAUCAUUGUGCUAAUUUCAUGUAUACACCCGGGGCAACCAAAUUAAUAACCUCCUUGUGCACAUCUGAGAAAUGUUCCUCCUGAAGGAUGACAAGUUGCCCUUGGUCGACCA
This is a messenger RNA of Syzygium oleosum, 1372 nucleotides long. RefSeq lists its product as uncharacterized. Bases 441 to 968 code for a protein of 175 amino acids. NCBI's taxonomy places the organism in Eukaryota, Viridiplantae, Streptophyta, Magnoliopsida, Myrtales, Myrtaceae. The record is from RefSeq and is a predicted model, not a curated record. The transcript has 8 exons.